This is a messenger RNA of Strongyloides ratti, 768 nucleotides long. RefSeq lists its product as hypothetical. Bases 1 to 768 code for a protein of 255 amino acids. The record is from RefSeq and is a predicted model, not a curated record. The transcript has 2 exons. Lineage: Eukaryota; Metazoa; Nematoda; Chromadorea; Rhabditida; Strongyloididae.
AUGUUUGGAAAAAAUGAUAACUCUCAAUUUGAUGAUAAUGAUAACGGUUUUGAGAAUGAAAAUAACUUUAAUACUUCUACAAAAAUUUUUUCGAACAAAGGACUUCCGGGAUUAAAAAGUUGUUUGAAGAAACCGAUGGAUGAUGUAUUUGAUAUAGGUUCAACUAGUACACUAAACAAAUCAGUCAGAUGGAAAGAAUAUAAUGAAGAAUUUUAUUUUUGUAGCAAAUCCACAGACUCUAAAUCAACAUUUGAUUUUCAACAUCUUCUCGAGGCAUUAACUGAAUUUGCUGAAAAUAUAGGAAAGAAUAAAGAAAGUAUAUCAGAUUGUCCAAUUACAAUUGAGCGGGAUCAUUCACUUAAAAAACGUAUUAUCUUAAUACCUCGAAACACUCCACCAUCUUCUAUUUUACGUUUACUUAAUUUAAAAACAUUCAAAAGUAUAUAUGAAAAAACAUAUAAUUCAAAAAUAUUUUUUAAACAUGCUCCUAGAAAAAUGAGUUUAAAUCAAUGGAAAAGAGUGGAUCUUAUUAUUGUUGAAUCUCUUAAAGAUCUCGAUUUAAAAAAUUACAAAACAAAGAAGGGUUCGAUUGUAGAUAUUAAGAAAACAUAUCCAUUAUUAUAUUUAGGAAUUGAGGGUGAAAAGUAUCACUCUACUUUACUUCAAGAAGGUGUUAACAUAUAUGAAUUUAAUAAAAAUUGUAUGGAAGUGAGCCAGUAUUUUUGUGAUUAUGUAAAAGGUUUAAUUGAACGAAAUCGAGUUAUAUAA